AUGGCCCCCUCAGACUUUGCCAAAGCGAAUAUCCCGGAGCUCGUGGCGCAGUUGACCACCGACGAGGCCAUCCAACUCUGUGCCGGUGUCGGUUUCUGGCACACACACGCGAUCCCGCGACUUGGAGUACCCGCGAUAAAAGUUAGCGAUGGACCAAACGGUAUCAGAGGAAAUCACUUUCUCAUGGGCACACCCGCCAAAUGUCUUCCUGCCUCAACUGCUCUUGGGUCAACAUGGGAUCCGGCACUCGUCUACCAAGUGGGUCUGAAGCUCCUCGCUCCAGAAGCGAAGCUCCGCGCGGCUUCCGUCAUUCUAGCCCCGACGUGUAACAUUCAGCGCAAUCCACUCGGUGGUCGAAGUUUUGAAAGCUUCUCGGAAGACUCCUACCUCUCUGGACUGAUCACUGCCGCGUAUAUAAACGGUGUCCAGGCAGGGGGCAUCGGUGCGACUGUCAAGCACUUCGUUGGCAAUGAUAAAGAAAAUGACCGAAUGGCGUACGAUAGCAUCAUGAGCCAGCGAGCCCUUCGCGAGGUCUACUUGAUGCCCUUCAUGUUGGCCGAGAAGCUAGCAAAACCCUGGGCUUACAUGACCGCCUACAAUCGUCUCAAUGGAACGCACAUGUCCGAGAACCCGGAAAUCUUGCAAAAGAUCCUUCGAGACGAGUGGAAAUCGGAGGCCAUGGUCAUGAGUGAUUGGUUUGGUGUUUACAGCGUUGACCUAAGCAUCAAGGCCGGUCUCGAUCUGGAGAUGCCUGGCGUCAAUAAAUGGCGUUCACUUGAUCUAGUCAAUCGUUCCAUCGGCUCACGAAAGCUUACCCAACGCGUCAUCAAAGAGCGAGCCAAGAAAGUCCUCGAACUCGUCCAGAAAUGCGCCAUUGGCGCGCCCGACAUUCUUGACGGCGACGGUAUCGAACGGACACUGGAGAGCGACGAAGACAAGGAGUUGAUGCGCAAUGUGGCCGCUCAAUCGAUCGUGCUCUUGAAAAAUGACAAUGGGCUCCUUCCGUUGAAUGCUGCCAAGUUGAAGAAAGUGGCUAUCAUCGGAGGAAACGCGAAAGCAAAGAUCCUGAGUGGGGGUGGUUCUGCGGCAUUACGCUCGUCGUAUUUUGUCUCCCCAUACCAGGGUAUUGUGGACGCCCUUUCUUCGAAUCCGGCCGUGGAGGUUACGUACUCAGAGGGGGCACGCGCGUAUCUAACUUCACCCUCCCUCGACGAUGAUCUAUUCACCGAAGACGGAUUACCGGGUUGGACUGGAUCGUGGCAUGCACAUGAGAAUGACGAUAGCAUGAGUGCACUUCCGGACCCCUUCAAGACCGAGCGUAUGGACGAGACCCGGAUGUUCAUUAGCACCUCGUCUCCCAAAGGCAUCACCAAGCGUUGGACACUCAAGCUCCGCGGGCAUCUUCUUCCGCGCGAGAAAGACACGCCCUUUGAAUUCGGUCUGCUAUCGGCAGGGAGAGCCAAGUUAUUCAUCGACGGCGAUCUUCUGAUAGACAAUUGGACAAGGCAGCGUCGUGGAGAUGCAUUCUUUGGAUGUGGCUCGGAAGAGGAGUAUGGAACUUUCAAUCUCAAAGCGGGCGUCACGCACCAGAUAUUGGUCGAAUUCGUCAAUGUGCGGGGUCCUGCCGACGGAGACGAGGAUGAGCCUGUUAUGGAUAGCAAUCCUGGUGUGCGACUCGGCGGAGCAGAAGUUCGCGACUCAGACGAGCUAUUGUCAGAAGCUGUUGCGUUGGCCAAAGAAGCGGACCUCGUCAUUGCCGUAGUAGGCCUCAACGCAGACUGGGAGACCGAGGGUAAUGACCGGACAACCCUUGCACUGCCAGGAAGGACCGAUGAAUUAAUCGAGAAAGUCGUCGCCGCCAACCCGAACACCGUCGUUGUUACAGAGUCGGGAUCAUCCAUAUUGAUGCCUUGGGUGAACAAGGUCCAAGCGCUCGUGCACUCCUGGUAUCUCGGAAAUGCCACUGGUAGUGCCAUCGCGGACGUUUUGUUCGGCAACGUCAACCCCGGAGGCAAACUUUCCCUCACAUUCCCGAAUGCGGAAGAGCACAUCCCAUCGUUUGGUCAUUUCCAUUCAGAGAACGGCCAGGUGCGGUACGCAGAAGACCUAUUUGUGGGCUAUAAACACUUUCACCAUCGGAACAUCAAGCCUCUCUUUGCUUUCGGGCACGGGCUUUCGUACACCACUUUCGAUCUGUCCGACCUCCAAGUAUCGAAACCCGUUGUGUCGGCAUCGGACGUGGAGCUCACCGUUUCCCUUCAAGUCACGAACACAGGCUCGAUAGCGGGCAGCGAGGUCGCUCAAGUUUACGUCACGUUGCCGAAAACCUCUGUCCUCACACACCCGCCUCUCCAGCUGAAGGGCUUUGCCAAAGUCCGCCUAGAACCCGGGAAGAGCGAAGUUGUCAAUAUCACGCUGGAUAAAUAUGCCGUGUCGUACUGGGAGGAGCGCUUUUCGACCUGGGUUGUCGAGAAGGGCGAAUACGGGUUGCGGGUUGGGCCAAGUAGUGACCAGCUGGCGCUACAGGCAAGUUUCACACUCGACCGCGGGCUCGAGUGGAGAGGCUUGUGA
Molecule: messenger RNA, 2571 nt
Organism: Mycena indigotica
Lineage: Eukaryota; Fungi; Basidiomycota; Agaricomycetes; Agaricales; Mycenaceae
Product: Glycoside hydrolase family 3 protein
Exons: 12
Coding region: 1-2571 (856 amino acids)
Biological process (GO): glucan catabolic process
Molecular function (GO): beta-glucosidase activity
Source: RefSeq, a predicted model, not a curated record